UUCGAAUGCAAUCGCGUACCAACCAUGAUCAUUGAAAAACUCCAAUUUUUACCAAAAAACCUUAAUUUUAGUCGUUAUUCUGCACAGGACCUUGCGCAACAUACUGAGAUUUAUGCAUAAUCAAACAACAAGUAUGAAAGCCUACAGUGUUUGAAAUCUUAAAGGAGAAACAUCAGUUAUCAGCUGGUAUAUGGAAAUGAAGUAUGAUUAGCAAUAUCUGAACUGUAGUGAGAGUAUUCUAGUAAGUUUCCAUGGAGAAUACAGAAGAACCUGAUAAUGAUGUUUAUAGUGUAGAUAAAGAGGAUGAACAGAUUGUUGCAGAACAAGAUACUGGAACUGAAAACGAUACAUCCGAUCACAGAUCAGACUUUUCAGAUACAGACCAUGAAAAAGAUUCUAAUACUAUGGUAAACAAAAAUAUAUCUGAAUUCAUUGUAGUGGAAAAUGAAACAUUCAAAAGUUAUGAUGAAACAGAUGCUGAAGGAAAAGCAUGUGCUGAGAAAGACUUGAUACACAGUCCAGAUGGAUGUUCUGAGGAAGAAAAGGCUGUAAGAAGACGGACAAUCAGUGUCCAUGAACUUGAUUAUACUUCCCCAUCCAGUCAGGCAGAUCAAAUCAUCGACUUAAGGACAAAUGAAUGUGUGAAAAGAGGGACUAAUUCAUGUAUUGAUGUAGCAAAACCAAAUGAAGUACAUAAAAUCUCUGAUGGGGUAACUUACUGGAAGUAUUCUAGCAGUCAAGAAUUCCCAGCUACAAGAAAUCAAGCAGAGGAAAGUGAUCAUGGCUCUUUGUUACCAUCUGGUAGUAAACCAUCUAUAGACAUUGAAAAUGAGCCUGUUGUAGACACUGAGAAUGCUUUAGAAGUUAAACCUAAGGCAGUAAGAAGCAUUCAAGAUUUCACUGAUGCACAACAAGAAGUAGCUGUCAAUGAAGAAAUAUCAGAAAUAAGUGUAUAUGAUAGUUGUGAAGGAAAGGUUUCACAUGAUAUGACAGAUGAUAAGUAUGAGAAUGAAGCACCAACACAUUCUGAAGAUCCUAAAAUAACAGUGAAACAAGAAAAUGUUGCUGAGGAGUUUACAGCAAUUAGAAGACCUAAGCGUAAAAGAAGCAGUCAAGUAAACUAUGACGAAAGUGAACUUUGGGAUUCAGAAUCCCUUUUUGAAAUAACAGCUACAGAUAAUAUGAAAACAACUCAAACAAGGCAAUCUAGAAAACUAAAAUCUUCAAAGAAAAGUAAUGAAAGAAUCAGAAUUAUUCAUAAUGAUUCUCAUUUUGAAGAAAUGUUCAAGAAUCUUCAUAAACUACAAAAGGUUGGAAAGUAUUGUGAUGUGAAGAUUUGUGCUAUUGAUGGUAGUGUUCUAGCUCACUCAGUUGUAAUAAUUGCAGCCAGUCCAUUACUGCACAAGAAAUAUAAACAGAAAGUGAAAACUGUUACUGAUAUAAACAGUGUGACAGAUUUAGAUUUUAAAGAAGUUCCUUUAUGGGCUUUGGAAAAAAUUGUUACAUUCUUAUAUACAGGGUCUGUUGAGGUUUCAGAAAAAGACACAAAACAUUUUAGCAAACAUUGUAAAGCCCUAGGUUUGAAUGACUUGCAUAAGAAAUUGAAUUCAGAACCUUGUUCUAUUGAUUUAGAGACAGUUACAGUACUUUUAUCAGAGGAAAAAGAAAAAAGAAGUGUUGAAAAGAGUACGAACAACACUAAGGGAGCUUCAAAGUUGAAAACAGAUUUUGAUUCAGUAGAUGAGAAAUCAAGGAAAAGGAAAAUUAAAACAGUAAAGAGUUCAGGCACCAAAGCAAAAGUAUCAAAGCAAAAUUUGAGUGUAAAUGAAGCAACUACUGAGGAGGAAAACAAUGUCAUAGUGAAAGUUGAAACUUCAGAAAACACCUUUGAAGUUGUUAAAAAAGAUAACACACUUGAAGACAGUGCAAAAACUGAAACUGUUUACAGUUCAGACUUUGAAGAUGAAAUGAAUGAUGAUGCUGAUGAUGAGUGGAAGGUAGGCAUUGAUGAUUCAGGGGAAGACACCGAUUCGUAUUUUGAAAAACAAAACUUCAACAAGAAAAGCAAAUUAAAAAGAAAAGGUGCCAAACUUAAAGCAAAGAAGAAAAUUGUGAAGAAAGAGAAAAAGAAAAAAGAAAAUAAAGUGAGAAGUAAAGAAAAAACAUGCAAAAGCAAUGAUAAGAUUGUUGCUGAAAGUGAAAACAAGGUAGAAGAAAAUCAUUCUUUGUCUGUAGAAACUGUUGUUGAUGAAAGUAUCAGGGAGGCAGAUUAUAAUCAGGUAAAUUCUGACAAAAAUAAAGAAAAGUUACCUUUAGACAUUGGGACUGGAAAUGGAGGAGAGUGUGACAAAUGUGGGAAAAGUUUUUAUUUUCAAUAUGAACUCACAGGGCAUAGAAAUAAAUGUACAGGUAAAAAUAAUCGCCAGAGACGUAAGUGUGUUACCUGUCAUGUGAACUUUGAAUCAACAGAAGAAUAUAUGGACCACAGAAACAAUGAUGAGAGAUGUAUAGCACUGCGACAGGAAAAGCUGAUAAUUAGAAAACAGAAAAGGUUUGAGAUGAGGAGAAAGUAUUGUUGCUGUGCUUGUCCGAGAAAGUUUCGUCGAUUGGCAGAUCAGAUUGAGCAUGAGUUUUUGGCCCAUGAAAUACAAUAUGACAAAGAAAAAUGGCCUGAUUUGUAUUGUGAGUAUUGUAAUUAUUGGUCAAUGAAUCCGUGGAAGUUACAUCACCACAAGUUAGUGUCCUGUAAUAAGGGGCAAGAACCGAUCUGUGACAUGUGUGGGAACUCCUACAAAAACGAGAAAACCUUGAAAAAACACAAGGAACUGAUGCAUACUGAUGUUCAGCCAAUGUUGACUUGUGAAGAAUGUGGAAAAAGCCUUAAAGGACCGAAAGGACUGAAACACCAUAUUCGACUGCGGCACAGAGGAGAGAAUCUACACAACUUGAUGAUGUGUCAUAUAUGUUCUCAGACUUAUAGGACAUCUAGUGAUCUCACAUUCCAUCUGUAUAAAGUACACGAGCAACCUCUGCCUGAAGGCUUUACUGUAUACCGAUGCCCCAGAUGUGAUUAUUGCCAUAACAACAAAAGAUUUUUUGACAAGCAUAUGUUUCUUCAUGAAGACAAGAGAGAAUGGCACUGUGAGAUCUGUUCCAAAGCAUUCAAGACCAAAAACAGUCUUAGCACUCACAUGAUUGUACAUACAUCCAGCCGUAUACCGUGUCCUUUUGAUGACUGUACCUACAAGGCACUGAAAAACUGUCACCUAAAAAAUCACAUUGAAAAUCAACAUACUCAGAAGGGUGAGAAGCAUGAGAAGUGUCACCUAUGUGAAUACAGCACAUUCUUCAGGGGUAAUCUCAUCAAGCACCAGAGAAGUGUACAUAAACUGGAGGUGGUGACACGACACAGUGUGGAAAUGAAAGCAAAAUAUAAAAACCUCAAAAGUGGCCAGAUUGUAGGAGUUGAAAGCAAUAUCAGGAAUGAGAAGAAAAAUAGCAGAUCCAGAUCAGGGAAUAGUGAAUAUCAUGCCUCACAAAUAGAAAUGGGGUCAGCACAGGAAACGGGUUAUCCAGCAUCCUCUUCUUCAGACAACAGUAUUGUUGAAAAUCAACGUCAUUUUCUGGAGAAAGCUGCUCCUAUGCCAUCUUCACAAAAUGUAGCAGACUCCUUUGUGUAUACCCUUGUCAAUGCACCAAUGAUGUCCCACCAUUCUAAUUUUCCUGCAAAUGCUAACAUGUAUCGCAUACCACCAAUUGACUUCUCUGUAUACAAUCAAAAUUCUUCUAUGGAUCAAAUGUGAGGACUUAAAAACAAGAAGGUUUGAUUACAGGCUAACAGAUUUUUUUCUCAAAUGAAAAUUUAAACUGAACAGUUCUCAGUGUAUUACAAAUUGCAAUUAAGUAUAAAUGUGUUUAUAUUGUUUUUGAACUAAAUGGUUUUCUAACUUUUGUUCCAUAUAAGUUUUUGAACCGUCUGUCCGUCUGUCAGUCUGUCCACAAUUUUCGU
Messenger RNA from Mercenaria mercenaria, 4009 nucleotides. Its product is annotated as zinc finger and BTB domain-containing protein 41-like. The transcript has 9 exons. Bases 252 to 3803 code for a protein of 1183 amino acids. Gene Ontology annotation, biological process: regulation of transcription by RNA polymerase II. NCBI's taxonomy places the organism in Eukaryota, Metazoa, Mollusca, Bivalvia, Venerida, Veneridae. The record is from RefSeq and is a predicted model, not a curated record. Gene Ontology annotation, molecular function: protein binding; RNA polymerase II cis-regulatory region sequence-specific DNA binding; DNA-binding transcription factor activity.